Gryllus bimaculatus (two-spotted cricket) is the source of this 10267-nucleotide messenger RNA. The record is from the annotation of a GenBank genome assembly. NCBI's taxonomy places the organism in Eukaryota, Metazoa, Arthropoda, Insecta, Orthoptera, Gryllidae.
UAGGGAUAGUCGGGAAUGGUGGGAAUGAUUGGGGUACAGUUCGGAAGUUGUACAUCAGGGUAGAUAGAUAGAUGGAUGGGUGGAAAGAAUUGUGUAUAUGUGAUCAGCUGUUUUAUAAUUUCUUAACUUAUUUGUCCAAAUUAUUGAAAGAAUAUCCUUCUUUUGUGAAGUCGGGCCUUCAAUGUCAAACGUGCCAUUAAAGAACCUUUGAAAUUUAAUUUGCUUUUGUGAUAUGGAUUACAAGUUUCCGCAUUAUUUCGAGAGAAGUAUGGUGUUUUGCUUGUGAGGUGCUAUCAACGGUGAUGUGCUCAUGAAUGGUGAGCAUGCAAUCGAACGUUUCAAAAAUAAAUCAAGAUUGAAGGAUUUACGUGCAAUAACGAUCGAUGUGCAUCGCAGAGUGUGCGACAUUGGACGUAAAAUAAAGCCUUUACGUAUGCUUCACACAAGACUGGGUAAAAUUUUGGAGGAUAUGUGGUUUACGGCGAAGAUUGACUUAAUUAGUCUAAAGCAAGCUCUUUCAGUAGAACUAAUCGAAGAAUGUAAACAUGCUGCACCUGGCGCUAGACUGUCAUAUCAGUUACGAACUAGGUUGGAAAAAUUCCCACUUGACGUUAGAAACGAAGUAGCAAGUCGCACAGAAAAUGGUAGUGCACCUUUAUUUAUAGCCUGUAAACGCGGACACGUUGAAAUCGUUGAAUAUCUUGUUACUGUUUGUGGUGUGGACAUGGAACAGCGUGGAAUGUAUGAAGUAUCAGAUGAUCGUUCUGUACAUUGUGUGACACCUUUGUGGUGCGCAGCAGUUUCUGGGAAGUUAUCUGUCAUUAAAUGGUUAGUAGAGCAUGGUGCAAAUGUGAAUGCUAUUUCUGACACUGGAUCAACACCAGUACGAAGUGCAUGUUUUAUGACACACGUUGAUGUUGUUUCCUACUUGGUUGAACAUGGUGCUGACAUUCUCCGUCCUAAUUAUAAUGGUGGUACCUGUUUAAUAAAUUCAGUUCAGAGUGUUCAGUUGUGUUUAUUUUUAUUGCAACAUGGAGCUGCUGUGAACACCCGUGAUAUUCAAAAUAAAACUGCAUUGCAUUAUGCCAUUCAAGAACACAGACUUGAAACCACCAAACUUUUACUGGAGCAUGGUGCUGAUCCUCAUGCUCGAAGCAGAUCUGGAGAUGAUGCCUUACAAACUGCAUGCCUGAAAGGUGCUGUUCAGAUAUUUGAUUACCUCAUUUGCCAUGUUAAGUAUGAACCAGAACGAUUAGCUGAUGCUCAUGAAUUAAUGGGAUCAACCUUACUUGACGAACACAAUGACACUGCUGCUGCCUUGCAGCAUUGGAGAAUUGCUACACAGGUUCGUUCCUUUUUUGCCCCUCACACAAAAACGCCAAUUUCUAAAAAGCCUGUGAUGCCACCCAGACCAGCUUUUAGAAAUGCUGUAGAGUUCCUGUCUUUCAGUGAUCUUAAUAAUGUGGCAUUAGAUUUGGAUGCCAUGAGAAUUCAGUCUCUCCUAAUUUGCGAAAGAAUUCUUGGACCAUAUCACAAAGACACUUUAUUUCGAUUAAUGUAUCGGGGAGCAGCAUAUGCAGAUGCUUUGCGAUACCAGAGAUGCAUCGAGUUAUGGCGCAGGGCUUUGGAAAUAAGAGUGGAAAAGGACACUAUAUUGUAUAAUGACACAUGUUUUGCUGCUCAAGCACUUGUAAGAUUGUUUAUUGAUCUUAAUGAGAAAAGCCUUGAAACUCUGGAUGCUGGACGUAGUGAAGGAGAACCACGCUUUGAAGAUGUAGCUGCUGUAUUUCAGUUGUUGGCUCGUGAACUGCCUGAGAAGAGGCAAUUAUUAGAGGUACGUCCCAUUCAAAGAAGGCAACAAGACAGUUAUGAUCGGAUCUUAAAAUGUAUUACACAUUUAAUUUAUUUAUUGGUUGAAACUGGGAAAUCUAAUGAACAAAAGGAAUUGGUGCAAGAAAUGGUAACUUCUCUCAUUCGAACAAAUCCUCGAUCAGCCUCCUCUGGAGACACUAUUUUACAUUUGUGUGUGUCAAGACUGAAUACCAUAAAAAGUUCCUAUUUCCAUGAUGAUAACCAGAUAAUUUUUCCCAACAUGGAUGUCAUUCGGUUAUUAUUGGACUGUGGAGCUCCAGUGAAUGCAAGAAAUGAGUCUCGAUCAACACCAUUACAUGUUGCUGCAAAUCCAUACAACUUUUACAGUCCUUUAGUUCAACUCUUGCUGGAACAUGGUGCACACUUGGACCAACCCAACAAAGCAGGCGAUUGCCCAGCUAUUUUUGUUGCUGUCAACCCAUUGAACAAUGUCCAUUUGGUUAAUUAUGUGACAUUGCGCUGCCUAGCUGCUACAGCUGUGUGCAAGUACAAGAUUCCUUAUCAAGGUCAAAUUCCUCAAACUCUGGAAACCUUUGUAAGAUUUCAUGAAGAAUAGAUGACUUACUAAUUAUUUCAAGGAAUAAGUUAUUUAUAUCUAGUGCAAUAAAAGAAAACUAACCAAAUAGAUCAGUUAUUGCUACUUGUGAAGUGUGUUUUAAAUUGUAUGUCUUUAAAUUGUAAUGACUAGAAUCAUUUUACAAAGUAUUAUUUUAUUUGCAGUUUUUCUUUCUUUCUUGCAGUUGCUUUUUUUUUUACUGCUUUGCUUUGUACGUUUGUGUAAUGGUGAAAAAGUAUUGAAAAGGCAAAAAUUAAAUUUUGAUAUUAAAAUUUUUUUCAAGAAAAUACAUUUAUUGGGUUUGCUGACUUUUGUAACCACUUUAAUAAUUUGUAUUUUUCUUCCUGUAAUUAAUGCACCUUUUAUUUAACUUUAUUUUCCAUCUAUUUAUUGUUAUGUCUGUUUAUUUACUAAAAUUCAUGUUGUGUACUCAUAAAUUGUUGAUAUUCAAUAAAGUAUUACUAUAGGUAUUAUUUUUAUAAUAAGAAUGGAGUUAAGGCUUUCUCAAUAGUAGCCUUAAAAAAUGCUUUUUACAUACAAAUUCACAAUGCUGAAUAAUGUUAAUUUUUCAAUGAUUUACCUAUUGCUUGUAAUACUGAAAUUACAGAUCUAAAAUAUUAAACUGGCUGUCAAAUUACGUCUCGUAUGUUCAGCAGUUUCAUCUCUGAUUGUCCUUAUACACUCUUCAGAUUCAAAAUUUCAUGUAUUGUCCAGUGUCAUGGCCAAACUAAUUUAGAAAAAAUAAUUUAAAACUGUUUGAAGUGGUUCCUAUUACAACUCAGUCUGAAUGUAUCUUUUCACAAAUUAUAAAAAGGUGUAUUGAUCAUUUAGUUCGGUGAGACAAAUAACAAAAGCUAUUACGUGGAAUCCCAGUGGGAACAACAGAUGAGCUUUCACCUGUAGAAACAAAUGUGGAAUGUUACAUUUUUAGAACAUUUCUUGUAAACUUCAAAUCCAGGAAGCUUCUUGUUCCUGAAGGUUUUGUGCAAAAAUAAAACAACUCUUGAUUGCCCGCACAUGCACCAGACAACAUACAGUAAUUUUCUUGGGUUAAAACACAAAGGAUCCAUUACAAGAUUUAUUGAUUUUUGCUUAAUUUAAAUUUAGGAAGUGGUGGAAAAGCAGGUAUGUUAGUAAGCUGUACGUCACAAGUCUCUCUUAACAGUAUUGCUUUCAUAUUUCAGAACUUAAGCUCUAAAAAUCUGAUUAAUGGAAAAUUAAUGAGAAAAAAUCUAAUUUUAUCUAAUCUACUCUUCCAUCUUUCUAGAAAACAGUAUUUUUGACAAAUUGUUGUGUUUUUGUUGUCUCUUCCGAAGAAAGCCAAUUUCUUUUUUAUUUAUUUAAUAUGUUAUUUUUAACCUAUGAUUUUGUGUUUGACUUGAGUUGGACCACUAGCAAUAAAGCGUCUUUUAAUUUUUUUAAUAUGAGCAGUAUUUCAAAGCCUAAUUGUAAAUAAUUUUAUUUGUUGAAUUGAGACAUGUUGGUUUACAACCUGUGCAGAAUACAAGUAUUUUCACUUUAUUGAAAAAUGUUUUAUUCAUAACAAAUAAAUGUAUUUACUUCUAAUUUAUAUUAAACAGUAUAAGUUGUUUCUACUUUAUGGAGAUAUUAAUUCUUUUUUUGUAAGGGGGGGAUUUUAUUUUUUGAAAUAAGCCCCUGUUUGAACUACUGUCCCAAGCCUUUUUUUUGUCUGGGCGUCAUUGGUUUGAGAUCUUAUUGUAGGGGACAUUUUCAUUGUCUGAGGUAGGUCAAUAAAUAAAUAAUCCCAAAUUUGACUUUAAGAAUAAUUAUAGAAAGUCAAAGACAUUUUUUACAACAUAGGCAUAUUUCAAUAAUUUAGUAGCAAUUUUCUGAAUUUUUGAAUGGAAUAUCUUUUUUGUUAUUAAGAAAUAUUAGUUUAUUAGACAAAAUCAAAACCUUGAGUUUGAUCCAAUAAGCCUUGAACUGAAUGUGGAAAUCUUGCCAUGUCUAGAAAUGCUAUUAUUUUACAAGCUAUUAUAAUUUAUUUUUUUAAGUGUUGCAAGAUAAUGAAAUAUGAGGUCUUUCAGAAAGCAGAUUUUUAUACAGUCUUUCAAAUAUAUCUUCAGAAUUAAUACAUGCUGUUCAGAGAAAUAGCCUAUAACUUAUGUGUAUCAGGAUUAGAGUUUGAGGCCUUUAACUUUUUCACAAUUAUUUCUUAAUUUUGUAUAUAUUCUGAGAAUACUAGGGUCCAAUUUUGGAUCUUUGUUUGUUUAUAAUGUAGUGGCUAAAAAUACUCCAAUACCUCGUCUACUUGCCUUUAGUAGUUUUGGAUUAAUUUUCUGAUUGGAACUUGCAAUCUAAAGUGUUAACCAGUAUCAUAAUGUAAAUUUAGUAAACUGUUAAAUAGAAACUAAUUACAUUUAUCAGUAUAUUGAUGAUAUGAAAUAAAGUACAUUCAACAAGUACUAUGGUGAAAACCAUUGUUAAUAACCCAAAGAGGACUAUUAUAUUAUUUAUCUUUGUGUGGGUUUUGUUAUUACAGUACUUUAUUCAUGAUCAACUUUUUUUGUGUGAGAAUGCUAGUUAUCUUUCUUUGACACAGCCUUUUAAUGUGUAAAAGUGUUGUUGAAAUUGACAGCGUCUUUUAAAUUUCUAUCAAAUAGAAUUGUGAACUACUACUAUUACUGUGAGUUACUGUUAAUUAUUGCUUUAGUAUUUAGUGUAUUGUUUAUACAAUCUUUGUCAAGCCCUGAAAAAUAUGUUUGUGAGACACCUUAAACCCUAGAUCAAAAUGCCAAAUCCAACCUUCAGCUAUGUGAGAGACUUCAGGUGCCAGCCCCGGCAAAACUUUCUGACUAACCAUUUUUUAAAUUUUGUAUCUCUUCAAAUGCUUGCAUGUAAUUUCUCCUGACAGUGUAAUGAACUACCAAUGACUUUGGGCAGAACACAGACUCGGGACUUAAUGGGAGCCUUAACCAAGCUCUUGGACAGCUGAGAUAACCACAGUUAUGUACAUUAGGGAAAUUUAUUCGACCUCUGUAAAUAAGUUGAUAUCUCAUGAAAUCUAAAUCUUUCAGAAGGGCAACAUAUCCUGAUUAUUGGAAUAAAUAUUUUAGCCUGAAUUAACUGACAACUCCACUUUAUGUUCACAAAUCAUUGAAUAACUUAGUACUUUAGUAUGAAGUUUGUAAAUUCAUAUGGCCUCAUUCCUUGGCAAUCUGUACUGAGUAUUCACAAUUAUAGAGAAUGAUUAGGAGUCAGUUGUGUAUAUAUCUCAAUUUCAGCAUAAAAGUUGACUUAUCAGGCUAUUCACUGGGGUGACAGAAAUUUUCUGGAUUGUAAUUGAGCUGGCUGGGCAUUGCAGAAUUAUAAAGUUGCAAUGCUGGAAGAAAACACCAACCACUAACUAGUAGCCAUACCAUACAAGAAAGGGAAAGGAACUUGUGCAAUAAAAAUACGAACAUUUUCACUCAUCUUUCCACUUUCAUUAAAACAAAUUGAUGUAUUAAUUUAUUUUAUUGAUUAACUGGAAGCAAAAAUUCUGUAAUUGUUUUUAUUAUUAUUAUUAAAUUAUAAUUUCCUUACAUUAUCGUAUGUACUAAUGUAAAAAGAUUUCUUGAAGAUGUUCAGAAUAUGAACUAAAAAAUUCAUACUUACCCCUAUCUUUUUUUUUGUUAAGUUAUGGUUUGCCGAUAUAAAACAAGAGAGAUGUAUAAUUUCACGAAUUUGGCAAGUAAAAUUAUAAGUAAUUGUUGGUUUCAUAAAUGUGUUUCUUGGCAUUUAUUUGUGAAAUUUUGUAGCAGAUAUUUUUGGUAAAAUUUCAUAUUUUGCUUUUUGAUUUGUAAUUAUUUUGAAGUAAGGAAUUGUCAACAAUUGUGUAGUUUAAUAUUUGUGUGAAUAUCAAUUUUUUAAAUAAUGUUAAUGCAGAUAGUUUACAAAUUAUCUUUCACAAUUUCUGUUGUGAUUUAAUUUUAAACUGUAUUCCUCUCCUCAUUUUAUUAUUGUACUUUUGAAGUACAUAAUGUUCUUCACUUCUUGAGAGCUGAUCUUCAAUUUCUAAGUUCUUGUGAAGUAUAAAUUUGGAACUUAUGGUUUGUGUGGAUGCAAGAAUAUAUCCUAAGCUGCAAUGGCUUGCUUGCCACUGCAAUUUUCCUUUUUUUUUCUUUCUAUAUUUUAAAACUCAUCUUGAUAAAGUAGGGAAGAAACACAAAGCCAAUUUCCGCUUCUUAGAAUAAUGUCAAUAUUCCACAAGAGAUUUGUGAUAUACUCACUCUUUCCUGUCUUGAGAGAUAAAGUAUUCUUUAAGUCGUUAUUUUUGCUUUGCCUAAAACUAUUUGUACCCCCCCCCCCCGCCAAGAUGUGUUUUUGGAAUAUUGAAAAGAUUUGAGUUGAAUCUAUGUCUGAUAUUACUUUCCAAAAUAAUUUAAUUUGAAGUACCCAUGGAACAUUUGGCAAUAAAAAUGGAGUUCCUUACAUGAUGCUGUUUUUCUUACACACAGCUGAAAUUGAGUUUCUUUGAAAAAUAUGAGUUAAAAAAAAUUAAAAUAACUUGGUCUUUAGAGUAGGUAUUCUCUAACUGUAACUCCAAGGAAAUGGGAGGUGUGGUGUGUGAACAAUUUUCAUGAGAAAGCUGGAAGAAGAAAUUAACCUCUUACUGAAAACUUUGAGUACCCUGAACUUUCAAUUUUUUAUGCAAUUGAAACCUGAUUAUCCUUGUGAUUCAAACUCAGUCACCAAAAAUAUGUACUAUAGUAAACCCAGUUUGAAAUUGGACAUCCACUGUCAACUGGAGAAGCAAAUAUCAGAGAACUAUGUCACAUCACUUAAACAAGCCAUUUUAAAAAUGUUGAUAAUUUUUAAUUUUUGAACUCUGAAGUUAGUACUAUUCAGAAUAUAUUCUAUAAUCGUUUAUAAUUAUGAUUGUGUGUGUAUAUGUACACACUAUACUUACAUAUAUACUGUUAAUCUAUUAUCAGUAUUCAGACACAAAUACUGGAUUUACUUUGUUGUUAUAUGUUGAAAUCCUGAAAUUAUUUAUUAAGAAUUUAACAGAUUUUUUCUAAAAAUGAAAAUGCCUUUGUAAUUAAUCUAGAUAUUUAAAAUUUGAUAUUUAAGGAUAUUUCAUCCAGAUUCAAUAAACUCUUGUCAUGUCAGGUGUGAGACGUAUAAGUUUUAAAAAGUUUGAAAACUUCAACUGUAUCAAUAAUUGCAAUGAUGAUAGAUAAAAGAUAACAAGUAAUUUUUUUGUAUUGAAUUAUACCUAGUAUCCUUGUUACGGAAUUUUUAAAAAUUACAAAUUCAAAAUGGAAAGGUUUCUUUGCAGAAACGGUUAUUAUACUUUCAUCCUAAGAGGUUGUCAAAUUAAGAAUGGUUUUCAGGGUUUCUUCAGGUAGAAAGUAAUAUAUUUUUCUUUAUAAUUAAUUUUAAUUCUUGAUAUUUGGUAUUUAAACAUUCACUCGUAUUAUGAACUUUAGCCCUAAAAUGUUCAUUCUAAACUAAAGGAGUGUAGAAGAAAAGUACAUGAACCUCCUGUGAAUAAACAGAUCAUCGAAGUUUUUAAUGUCUUGAUGUUUUAGCAUGUUUCCAGAAGCUUUAAUGGUACAUUAGUUAAAGAUAAGGGAAACUGAGGCCUAAAUUGUAUAGAUUAGUACUUUUCUUGAAAUUAGCCUGUUGAAUACUCUAUUGUUCUUGUUAAUUCGGUUGUAAAGAUUGUAAAAAGACAGUGAAUAUGAAUUCUUGUAUAAUUUACAUUUCUCCUUUUUCAUCAUAUGUCAAAGGCCUACAUUCAUCUAUAAUGUUACAAGUGUUUCAUUAAUUUAUAAUAUGUACAAUGAAUAUCAUCAAUUUAAAGGCAUUGCCUAUUUAAAAUUGAUAUCUUAUCGUACUAUGUAAAAUGUUUUAAUUCUGUCUUGGAACUGUUCUUGUUGUACAGAACUGUUAAUAUAUAUGUAUUUGUUUUUCCUAUUCUUGGAAAACAUUCCUAGCUCAUGUGUCAUUGCUUUCUGGUAAUAAUUUUUGCAUCACAUUGCACAAACUUAUGAAUUUUGAUGCAAACAUGAUUUAUAAGUAAUGGCUUAUGAAUUUGUAACUUUUAUGAUUUAAUGAUAGUCUUCCUGUGCAUUUAUUGCCAAUUUUAAAUUUUAGAUUAAAACUGUUAGAAUUAGUAGUAAAUGUAAAUGUGGAAGUGGAAAUAUAGUAUUUACUUUUUAGAUUAUGUGUUAUAUGUUGAGUAAAACAUACUGUAAUCUCAAUUGUAUUUUAACCUAUCAUUUGAGAAAAUGUUUUAGAAUGACUGUAGUGUUUUAAUGUCUUGUGAUUUGCAAAUGAAGUGUUUCACCCUUUAACUAAUAAAUGAAUCUGUAAAGAUUGCAUAUAUUUUCUGCUAUAAUUAUAGUUCUUAUCAUUAGUUUUAUUAUUUUGUACCCUUGAUUUUGAACCCAGUUGAUAAAUUCCUUUGAAAUCUGCAUAAUAUUUCACUUAAAAUACAUUCAUCAGAAAGAAAUGACAAAUUCAUAUCUUUCGAUGAAAGUCAUGUUUAUCAUUGUUGUUUCCUUUUUCAAAUAUUUGUGAUGUACACUAAUUAAGAUGACAGCAGUUAUUUUGAUCAUUGAAAAACCUUAAAAAAUACAUAAGUAGACAUCCUGAAUACAGUUCCACUCACUGAGUUGCUUUUGAGCAACAGUGAUGGCUAAGACCAGUUGUAACAUGUUUACAGUUCAACAAAGUCCUAUAUAAAUAUAUUAUUCUUUCAAAGGCAUUAAUAUUUUGGACUUGUAAUUUAUUUUGAUAAAAACAUGAGCAUAAAUCACACACAAGAACAGUGUUUCAGUCCUAAAAUCAUGUAUUGUUGUACUUCAUGUAUUAAAGAAAUUAAGUAUAAGAAGGUAAGUAGAAUCUGUCAGAGGUAUAGUACAAUGAAGAAGAAGAGAAAUCCAUAAUUUCUCAUAAAAUCGUAAAUACUGAGACUGUAACAUAAUAACCUAUACAUUUGAGUAUUUAAUUCACAUUAUGUGAAUUUAUGUGUUUCUUUUCACCCACAUUGGACUGACUUGUCUUAUGUACUGUCUUGGACUGACUUGUCUAUGUACUAUAUUAUCUGAUCAGGAUCCAAAAAAUAUUUUAAGAUAGAAAUGUUGUACGUGCAUGUGACUUAUGAUCAUGUUCUUUUCAAAAGAACUAUUAUUUCUGUAAAUCUUGAUCUUCUAAUGAAUAAAUAUUUUAAACACAAUAAUUUUGAAACCUUAAGUGUAUUUGCAGCUUUAUUUUAAUAGCUAAAUCACAAUUGGAUGUCAUAUCUCAGUAGCGUGUAUGUUGCUAACCAAGAGAGCUAUGUUGACAGUGCAAUCAGUUGCAGGCAUUUUCUCUGUAGUCAGCUGCUUUAUAAGAUGAUCUAGGUAAAUACCAACAUAUUUUUGGUUCAAGCAAUCAAAUAAUGUGUAUUCUUUUUAUGAUUUCUGCAUCUGUUUUAAUAUGUAACCAAGAACAUAGUUAUGUGCAAGAAAUAGUAUUAAAUUGUUGUUGGGAACACCAUUUUCAUAACACUUGUGAAGGUUUAAUACUGUUCAUGUGGAUCCUGUUACCAGCAGUACAGCAGGCUUAUAGAAAUAACUAUUUCCCUUCAACCUUAUCAUUUCUUUUGAUUUUUUCGAAGUGUACUUUUUUAUUUCAAAUGUUUUUUCCUUUUUAAACAUUUUAAUUCAGCCUCAUUUUUUGGAAGUCUUUCAUUUUACAAUUUAUGGUAUGAAUAAACUGUGUUGAAUGUAUUCAUUAAUGCUGAAAUUGAUUUUACCCAAAAUGGAUUUAUGAUUCACAAAUAAAAGCAGUCUUGAUUUUCUGUACAAAAGUGUCGUGUGGACUUAUGAACACAUACUUAUCCAU